Racocetra fulgida is the source of this 583-nucleotide messenger RNA. NCBI's taxonomy places the organism in Eukaryota, Fungi, Glomeromycota, Glomeromycetes, Diversisporales, Gigasporaceae. The record is from the annotation of a GenBank genome assembly.
AUGCAACAAGCGUUGGUUAGCUCUUCCGCAUCUAGUGGAACGACUGCUCCAAAUAACAUGGGAAAACGCUAUGCGGAUACGGUAUCCAUUGGAAAUUUAAACCCAUCGAUAAGCUCCACGACUAAUGCUUGGACAACUGUUGCAAGUAAAACAUCUAACCGCAUCACUACUACUACUCCACCGAAUAUUUUGAACUCAAUUGUAAACCAAUCUGCCAAGCCUGCUGAGGUCUUAAAAAGUGGUACCAGAACAACUGCUAAUACGGGUAUACCUAAACCUAUGACAAAUAUCGACGAGUUUAUUCAGAUGUUAUUAACGUUUCCUCUUGAUCCACCCCCGGAAACUAUCGAGAUUAUUCAAGAUUCUAUUUAUGCUACCUCACCAACACUAGAUGGUCGUCGAUUUGCUGACGAAUUUAUUAAAAGAAGGAAAGCUGAUGCAAAUGGAUUGCCAAUGAGCAGUUUAUUAAGCCAUCAUUCGGACAGUAAAUUGAACAAAGAUCUUACAAAUGGAAGUAAUAGUGCAAAGGACGAUUAUACAGGGAAUGGUGCUGGUGCUUUUAAAGUAGUAACGACUAAAAAGA